Messenger RNA from Dovyalis caffra, 204 nucleotides. The record is from the annotation of a GenBank genome assembly. NCBI's taxonomy places the organism in Eukaryota, Viridiplantae, Streptophyta, Magnoliopsida, Malpighiales, Salicaceae.
AUGCAUUACGUCAAGCGGUUAAUCAACCAGGGCCUCGAAAAAUUGAAAGACAAAAAAAGUCCAUUUCUUAAUGUGGGCCGGGAAUUGACAGACAUGUUAGAUCCUAAAGCCUAUACAGAUAUACACACAACCCUUCAUCUCCCAAAUUGGACAACAAACUCAUCACUUUCAGCGACCAGAUUACCAGAAUAUUAUCUCACGUAA